GUGCAUCGGGGAGCGUGAGCCCAGUAAAGCAUUUCUAGGGGCUAAUAUGAGCUUUUGUCUGUCGUCUAUUUCAAGAAAAAGAUCCAAACGCCGUUUUUCUCAUAAGUUAGACUGCGGCACGUUCACAGCGAGAAGCGACGUCCUGCUGCAGUGAUCAGAGCUCCGAUUCCCACCAACUCUGACUCUAACGCAGCAGCAAAAACAUUUCACUGUGGAAAACUGUCAAGAGGCGCAGUGAAGCAUCAUGACGACCCUGUUGGACCUGAAGAGCAGCGUGCUGCGGCAGAGCCCCUACCUCGCAGGGUUUCAGAGGAGUGUGUGGAGUUCUUUGAACGUAUGAACGCCAUCCUGCAGAAACAGGAGAACAUGAUGCGGGCAGCCCAGGCUGAGUGCCAAAGAGGGCCCUGCACAGUACCACCGCCACAAGAGCAUGUGGACCAGGCCUUUAUUUCUGAAAGAAUCAGCAGGACAGAGCUGGACCUGCUAUAUGAGGAAACGGUGUACACGGUCGUCAACAGGGUGGGUGUGCCUGCGCCAGAACACGUGAAAAGUGAUGACGAGCUGUUUGCUUACCUUUUGAAGGUGUUUGAUAUGGGUGAGGAGGAACAUGACAUUAUUCUCCAAAAAGUUCAAGAAUCUAAGCGAGCUAAUUUUUCCUUGAGAGUUUCUGUCAUGAAAGCGAAAAGCCUGAUGGCAAAGGAUGCGAACGGGUACAGUGACCCCUACUGCAUGCUGGGAAUCCUGGUGGGCCAGAGCCCUCGGGAAACGGAGGAAAAAAAGGAGAGAAAGUUCAGCUUCAGGAAGAGGAGGGAGAAGCUGGAGAAACGCUCCAGUACCAAGGAAGUGUUACCUGCCCGCUGUAUCCAGGUGACGGAGGUCAAGCCAGAGACUCUCAACCCAGUGUGGGAUGAGCACUUUGUGUUUGAAAUAGAUGAUGUCCACAAUGACCUUCUACAUCUGGACAUAUGGGAUCAUGAUGAUGACGUAUCAGUUGCAGAGGCCUGUAAAAAGCUCAAUGAAGUCAGUGGACUACGAGGAAUGGGCAGGUAUUUUAAGCAAAUAGCAAAGUCAGUGCGUUCCAACGGAUCUGCGUCAUCUGGCUCUGAGGAGAAUGCUGAUGACUUCCUCGGAUGCAUCAACAUCCCUAUGAAUGAGAUGCCUGUUGUUGGCUAUGACACCUGGUUUAAACUCGAGCCUCGAUCAAGUGCGUCAAAAGUUCAGGGAGAAUGCCACCUGAUACUGAAGCUCUUCACCAGCCAGAGAGACACAACUUUAUCCAAGAGGGAGACAAAUGUCUCCAUUCACAAGAAAUUGCUGUGUCAAAUUGUGGAAUAUGAGCACGCUCACAUUAAGAGAGAACCCUACAACUGGAACGGGCAGGUUUCUCCUCCAGCGUGGACUGUGCUCACGCACCAUGCUGUGCAAACUGAUCUCUCUCCUCUCCAGCAGGCUAUUAUUCGCUGGCAGUGCUACAGCAACCACCAUCGGAACCAGAGGGUGUGCUACUCCCUGUUGCUGCGCCUCCUGAGGACCAUCGAUGCAGAGUGGGAUCCUCCCGCUGUGCGUGGAGACCUGGAGAGGCAGCUGUCAGACAGCUUCAGGCUGUACAUUGAGCACUGCCUGUGCCUGAUGAAGAACAUGCGUCAGGUUUUCCCCUGCGCCAGCGCUGCUGCCAUUACACGCUACGAGCUCAUGCUGAGGGGGAUUGGCUACAUGCAAAAUAUGAGGGCGUUUAAGACUGUUUGCCCUCUUCGAAAUGAGCUGCAUUUGGACAUCACUACUGCCAUCAAGAAAGGAACAGCGGAGUGGUACGAAAGCUUGAUUUCUCAGUAUAAACCUGAGGAGGGGAAUCUCGAGGAGCAGCUGAAGAAGAUGGUUCAGGUGAUCGAUGCUGUGUGUGCAGAUGUGCAAAGAGCCCAGAACAUCUACAACAAGCUCUUCUACAGUGCGGUGAAAGUAGAUUUCUUCAGCAUAUCGUACAGGCAGCUGGAAAAGCUGGUAGCUGAUGAUGUAAAUGUGGCGAUGGAGCGGGUGUGCGGGACUCUGGAGCAGGAGAGCUCCAGACUGACUCAGACCAUGGGAGAGACCAUCUUUGAGCUCUUCAUGUCACUGAAAAUUCUCAAGGGCUUUCGGGAGUUUCUCCCUCUCAAGGAUGCCAAAAUGUUGGCCUUGACGGGUUUCCACAACUGGUUCAAGUCAUCGAUUCAUAAGUGGUUACAGAUUGUUCACGACAGGUCCUGUGACCGGAUCCGAAAGGCAGUGGAUACCGAUAAGCUUGAGCCUGUGCAGCAAGCCAAGCACAGCUCUUCAGCGGUGGAGGUGACAGCUUGCUUCAGCCAGGUACGCGAGAUCUGGCUCCAGCUGGCUUGGCCAGACUCUGCGGGGGCCUUCAUCUUUGUCACCCGUUUGACAGACAAUUUCUGCAGUGAAGCCGUUUGCUACUCGGAGAUGAUAACGCGCAAGAUUGAGAGGAACCAGCUGGGCCGAGACCACAAGAGCUUCACGGUGCAGCUCUGCAUUGCCUUGAACAACACAGAGCAUGUUCGUGUUUUCCUGACCCACCUGCCCCGGGACCUGGACUGGGGAGGUGUGGAGCGGGCCAUGGAGGAGUCCUGUGGAAUGGAGGGAAAAGAGCAGGUUUACAAAGCCCUGAACGGGCAGCUGUUGAACAUGGACCAGGACCUGCAGAGAGAAGCCAAACGCCUCAUUUCGCUGCUUACUGAUAAGAUGUUGCCUGAGCUGCGCCGGUACAUCCAGCACAUCAGCCUGUCACCAGAUUCUAUCAACAAUGACGAUGCUAUUUCGCCCCUCAUGAAGUACCUUCAAGACACUAAGAUCAUCCUGAGUGAAAACCUUGUUAAAGAAAACCUGACCAGAGUUCUUCAGAGCAUGUGGGAGCUUCUCCUGCAGAUGAUUCUGGACUCAAUCACAGAGAACAGGGGUGUUCAAGUGGAGUUUUACAACCGCUUCCAGUACACAGUGGAGUCCCUGUUGCAAUUCUUCCACAUGAGGGGAGAGGGUCUCUCACUGGAAGAUAUGAAAUGUGGAGAUUAUAAGGUGCUGGAUGAAGAACUCAGACUGAAUAAAUGUUCUUCCUUUGAGCUGAUUGAACAGUAUUAUCUGGAGAAGAUUUCCCACCAGAAAACACUCAAACACACCCGUUUUGGUCGGAUCAGCGUGAAAUGCUACUACGAGGCUCCAGAGCAGAGGCUGACAGUGGAGAUCCUACAUGCUGCAGAUAUUAUCGCACUGGAUGCAAAUGGUCUGAGUGACCCCUUUGUCAUAGUGGAGCUCUGUCCACACCACCUCUUUCCACUGGCCAAGAGUCAACGCACGCAGGUGAAGCUGAAGACAUUGCACCCAGUGUUCGAUGAACUCUUUUAUUUCCACGUCAGUCCUGAGCAGUACAGACACAGGUAUGCCUGCUUGACCUUCACUGUGAUGGACUACGACUGGCUGUCCACCAACGACUUUGCUGGAGAAGCCGUCGCCCCUCUGAGCGACUUCUGCUGGCCCGGGAGACCCAACGCCUCUGCGGCCGGCAAGAGCGUCCAGCCGGUCAUCCUUCACCUGUCUCGCAGUAAACCCAGCGAGAAGCCAAUCAUGAGGAUACUGGACGCUCGUACCGGAGACAGGGAGGCUCAGGAGUUUGUCCGCAGGCUCAAGGAGAUUGAAAAGUCGAUGGAGGAAGAGUAAAAGCUUUCAGUAUUGGCUGUUUUGUGCUUUCAGAUCACGUCUUGCGACAUGUGCUUUUGUAAUAGUACAAUGUUUACAAUAUCUACAAUUUUUCUCCGAUGUAUUGUUUGUUCAGUAAUUACACCAAAACGAACGUAAAAAAAAAAGGAAGAUGGAAGUGUUACACUGUCUUCAAACUGAACAGCUGUCACUGUGCAACCAUAUGCUGUCUGAGUUUAAUGGCAUUUUAGACUUUAAUGGAUAGUUGAUCCUAAAUGUUAUUAGUCUCUAUUUUUUGUAAUGAAGUAAUUGUUAUCUUUGUUGUAUAAUCUUUGAUAUGAUAGAUUUAACUUUAAAGAAGAUAUUUUGUGGAAGUAGCUAACAGGUAGUCUAUAGUCAUCAGUCUACAGUCUAACUCUAUACCUCAGAUAUGCUCAUUAGUUGAAGGAGAGUUUCACAUGUUGAGACCGAUCAUUCCUCAAAGACACUGUUGUUGUAACUUGCAUGAUAGCUUGUUCGGGAUUUGAAUGCCUGAACCCACGUUUGUUUCCCAGUUUUUGCAAUGGCGUGCCAGGGAAACGGCUAUGAAUAAGAACAGACUCAUUUUGGAGGAAAUUAAGAAAUGGAAAUCAUAUGUGCACAGCACAGCUCUGGGGAGCCCCGGGCUUGUAGUUUUAAGGCCAGUCAGACUGAUCAGGAAGCCAAACACUCCAUGGAGGCUCACCCUGCUGGUGAGUUCAUCCAGAUAGUCAUUAAAUAUCCCAAAAAUGGUGUUAUGUUUGUGGUUGGAAGAGCAAUUAUUUUAACUAACUCCCUUUUUGUGUGAGCACAGCAUCAGUGACUCAGCUGAGAGUUGAUGUUUAAAGCAAAUGUUUGUUAUUUUUUUACUUAUAAAUACAGUCCAUGCAAAAUAUGUUCAACGAGAGAACAUAUAUAUUCUUUUAUCUCUAUCAGUUCAGCUUGAGUUGAUAUCACCAGCGUGGCCUGGGCAGGUUUUUGACUUUCGUUUCUUAACUCUCAUUUAGAAAUGUUUAAAACCAAAAUAGUUUAAUUAGUGCUUUAGUUUGUUGGCAUAUAUAGCCAACAUACUUGCACAGAGCAGAGCCAAAAUGCAAGAGAUUAAAAGGUGUGCUAAAUGUAGGAAAAAAAAGUUUAAGCAUAAAUUUCUUUAAAAAUUCAAAUGAACUAAAACCAGUUUUCCUGUAAAAAACUAUUUUGGAUCUCUAACCCUUUGUAUACUCGUAAAAUCCUGAUUACAAAAGUUUAGUAAGAGGUUAAAUUCGUCCUAAAUGUGUGUCCAGGUGGUGGAGCUUCCAAGAUAGUUUUUUAGGGGAAACCAAGAUAAUUGCUGUUGAUGAUGAGGCAUUCAAACAGCUGUGGGAACAAAAAGGGUUUUAUUUCAUGUCUAAUUCUCUAAGGAUGAAAAUCUAAAUCUGUGUGAGAAGAGAAAAAAAGAAUGAAACUGUGGAGGAUACCUGAAUGGAUGUCUUUGUCUGAAACAGCUCUCACCGGCCUUUUAAACUGUUGAGUUACAGAGAGCUAGGGAUCAGGAUGUUUUUGCAAAAACAGGUGAGGGUCAAACCACCCCUCGAAUCCAACCCCAUUUCUCUUGUAAUAGAAAGAAAAUUACUCUUACAUUCUUAUGCAAUUUAAAGUUUUCUGAAAGAAAAUCAAGCACAAAUUAUCCAUAUGAUUUGACACUCAGUAAGUCCAAAGGGUCAGUUUCCUGGAACAUGUUCUAUGUAUGAACUUGAAUCUAAUAUGGUUCAAUAUGUUUGAAAAAAUAAAAACAACCUCUGAAAUUAAUGCAAUUUUUAGAUUUUCGAAGAAGUUCAGCAUUGAUAAAAUUAACGUUAACAUUUUGCUGAAAAUAAACUUUUUUUGGGUCAAAACUUUACAAAGUUAAGGUCCGUUAGUAGAUUGUAGCAUUCCAGGAAACCGGCCCUUAACAUUGAAAAUGUUUACAAUUGGGUCUAGGUUGGACGUUCAGGUUGGAAAACACUCCUCCAUCCUAAACAGAAAUCCCCAAUAAACAAAUCACAUGGAUGCGAUUAAACUUUUGCUGGUGUAUGAAGAAAUAUUCCGAUAACACAGUCAAGCUUUUAGGAAUUGUCGAUGUGUGUAAAAGCUCAGUUUUUUCUGAAUAAAACCUUAGUUGUAGACUAGAUGACUUAAACUCAAAGUGGCGAACCAGAACUGAAAAAACACUGUAGCAGGUAGCGAGCACCAAAACCUCCGUACCGACAGCAUUUCGAUAGGGAUGUACGUUUACAGUAGCUGCUUGUGUUGUGCUUUGUCUUUACCUUUCAGAGCUUUGAGAAUAAGGCAAGCAAAAACUAUACCUAUGCCUGGAAGUUGUGCUGCAUCAAAGGGACUGUUCAGGUGUGAAAGAAAUCCUGUAUUUUUGCUUAUUUUUGAGACAUUUCAGGUGGAGUUUGGAUUGGCGUUUGGUUAGUUUCAUCACAGGCACGUUGAGCGUUGAUGAACUGACGAUGAGUUUGUCAGAUGAGUCUGA
This is a messenger RNA of Menidia menidia (Atlantic silverside), 6190 nucleotides long. Lineage: Eukaryota; Metazoa; Chordata; Actinopteri; Atheriniformes; Atherinopsidae. The record is from the annotation of a GenBank genome assembly.